Drosophila ficusphila is the source of this 2493-nucleotide messenger RNA. Its product is annotated as polyubiquitin-C. The transcript is spliced from 2 exons. Gene Ontology annotation, biological process: modification-dependent protein catabolic process; protein ubiquitination. Gene Ontology annotation, molecular function: ubiquitin protein ligase binding; protein tag activity. Bases 156 to 2447 code for a protein of 763 amino acids. The record is from RefSeq and is a predicted model, not a curated record. Lineage: Eukaryota; Metazoa; Arthropoda; Insecta; Diptera; Drosophilidae. Gene Ontology annotation, cellular component: cytoplasm; nucleus.
UCCCAUUUCAAAAUCGUUGAAAAAGUGCAGCAGAAAGAACAAGCGUAAAUAAAAUCGCAGCUAACCAAAAAAUAAUAAUUAUAUAGUUUAUUGGCGAUUAGAUUAAAAUAAAAGAGCACCCUCCAAAGCAGCAAGAAAAAGUAAAAUAAUCCAAAAUGCAGAUCUUUGUGAAGACCUUGACUGGAAAAACCAUUACCCUGGAGGUUGAGCCCUCCGAUACGAUCGAGAAUGUGAAAGCCAAAAUUCAGGACAAGGAGGGAAUUCCUCCAGAUCAGCAGCGUCUGAUCUUCGCCGGCAAGCAGCUUGAGGACGGUCGUACUUUGUCCGACUACAACAUCCAGAAGGAGUCAACCCUCCACUUGGUCUUGCGUCUCCGUGGUGGUAUGCAGAUCUUCGUGAAGACCCUCACCGGAAAGACCAUCACUCUGGAGGUGGAGCCAUCGGACACCAUCGAGAAUGUGAAGGCCAAGAUUCAAGAUAAGGAGGGAAUUCCUCCAGAUCAGCAGCGUCUGAUUUUCGCCGGCAAGCAGCUUGAGGACGGUCGUACUUUGUCCGACUACAACAUCCAAAAGGAAUCAACCCUCCACUUGGUCUUGCGUCUCCGUGGUGGCAUGCAGAUCUUCGUGAAGACCCUGACCGGAAAGACCAUCACUCUGGAGGUGGAGCCAUCGGACACCAUCGAGAAUGUGAAAGCCAAAAUUCAGGACAAGGAGGGAAUUCCUCCAGAUCAGCAGCGUCUGAUCUUCGCCGGCAAGCAGCUUGAGGACGGUCGUACUUUGUCCGACUACAACAUCCAGAAGGAGUCAACCCUCCACUUGGUCUUGCGUCUCCGUGGUGGUAUGCAGAUCUUCGUGAAGACCCUCACCGGAAAGACCAUCACUCUGGAGGUGGAGCCAUCGGACACCAUCGAGAAUGUGAAGGCCAAGAUUCAAGAUAAGGAGGGAAUUCCUCCAGAUCAGCAGCGUCUGAUCUUCGCCGGCAAGCAGCUUGAGGACGGUCGUACUUUGUCCGACUACAACAUCCAGAAGGAAUCAACCCUCCACUUGGUCUUGCGUCUCCGUGGUGGCAUGCAGAUCUUCGUGAAGACCCUGACUGGAAAGACCAUCACUCUGGAGGUGGAGCCAUCGGACACUAUCGAGAAUGUAAAGGCCAAAAUCCAGGACAAGGAGGGAAUUCCUCCAGAUCAGCAGCGUCUGAUCUUCGCCGGCAAGCAGCUUGAAGAUGGGCGCACUCUGUCUGAUUACAAUAUCCAGAAGGAGUCUACUUUGCAUUUGGUGCUCCGUCUGCGCGGAGGAAUGCAGAUCUUCGUGAAGACCCUGACCGGAAAGACCAUCACUCUGGAGGUGGAGCCAUCGGACACCAUCGAGAAUGUGAAGGCCAAGAUUCAAGAUAAGGAGGGAAUUCCUCCAGAUCAGCAGCGUCUGAUCUUCGCCGGCAAGCAGCUUGAAGAUGGACGCACUUUGUCCGAUUACAACAUCCAGAAGGAGUCAACCCUCCACUUGGUCUUGCGUCUCCGUGGUGGCAUGCAGAUCUUCGUGAAGACCCUCACCGGAAAGACCAUCACUCUGGAGGUGGAGCCAUCGGACACUAUUGAGAACGUAAAGGCCAAAAUCCAGGACAAGGAGGGAAUCCCUCCAGAUCAGCAGCGUCUGAUCUUUGCCGGCAAGCAGCUUGAAGAUGGACGCACUCUGUCUGAUUACAAUAUCCAGAAGGAGUCUACUUUGCAUUUGGUGCUCCGUCUGCGCGGAGGAAUGCAGAUCUUCGUGAAGACCCUCACCGGAAAGACCAUCACUCUGGAGGUGGAGCCAUCGGACACUAUUGAGAACGUAAAGGCCAAAAUCCAGGACAAGGAGGGAAUCCCUCCAGAUCAGCAGCGUUUGAUUUUCGCCGGCAAGCAACUGGAGGACGGACGCACUUUGUCCGAUUACAACAUCCAGAAGGAAUCGACCCUCCACUUGGUCUUGCGUCUCCGUGGUGGCAUGCAGAUCUUCGUGAAGACCCUCACCGGAAAGACCAUCACUCUGGAGGUGGAGCCAUCGGACACCAUCGAGAAUGUGAAGGCCAAAAUCCAGGACAAGGAGGGAAUUCCUCCAGAUCAGCAGCGUCUGAUCUUCGCCGGCAAGCAGCUUGAAGAUGGACGCACUUUGUCCGAUUACAACAUCCAGAAGGAGUCAACCCUCCACUUGGUCUUGCGUCUCCGUGGUGGCAUGCAGAUCUUCGUGAAGACCCUUACCGGAAAAACCAUCACUCUGGAGGUAGAGCCGUCGGACACUAUUGAGAACGUGAAGGCCAAAAUCCAGGACAAGGAGGGAAUCCCUCCAGAUCAGCAGCGUUUGAUUUUCGCCGGCAAGCAACUGGAGGACGGUCGCACUUUGUCCGAUUACAACAUCCAGAAGGAGUCUACUUUGCACUUGGUGCUCCGUCUCCGCGGAGGAGUUCAGGCUUAAACUAAAUACAUUUCCAAAUAAACACGGCUCCUUAGCACUCACUUUA